AUGUCCGCUGCGCUGACUCGAGAUGUCCUCAAUUUAAUUCCACAAAGUGUCGCCGUCUUCGACCGCAUAACCGUCAGGAUUGGACUACUGGGAUACUGUAUCAAUGACACAUGUACGCAAUAUCACCUUGGAUAUCGACUUCCGGCGCUAUUGGUGGGCGGUCCGGUAGGACUGGAUUUCCUGAGUCGAGCCACCACUACCGCGCUGGUGAUCAACCCGAUCUUCACUGCGUUCAGUGCAGCCUGUCUGGUCGCUUUCCUCGUCUCGAUCUUCUUGAAGAAGCCAGCAAUCGUAUUCGCACUGAUGACGCUGAACACGAUCAUCGGGAUUGUCUGUCUGAUCAUCGAUUUCACUAUCUUCGUCAGAGCCUAUUGGCUCGUACGUAAUUCUCAGGGCGGGAUCUUCGGUAUGGUCGGCGUCGAAUACGGGAGUGCCUUGUGGCUCAUGCUCGCCGCCGUCAUCUUGACUAUCUUCUCAACUCUCUUCUUCGCUGGCACUCUACAUAGAGGAAACGAUUCACGUUCAAACAAAGGAAAGAUGACAUCCGGAAGGCAUAAUGGUCCUUAG
Puccinia graminis f. sp. tritici CRL 75-36-700-3 is the source of this 567-nucleotide messenger RNA. RefSeq lists its product as uncharacterized. The coding region runs from base 1 to 567 and encodes 188 amino acids. Gene Ontology annotation, cellular component: growing cell tip; cell division site; plasma membrane. The transcript has 2 exons. NCBI's taxonomy places the organism in Eukaryota, Fungi, Basidiomycota, Pucciniomycetes, Pucciniales, Pucciniaceae. The record is from RefSeq and is a predicted model, not a curated record.